Messenger RNA from Folsomia candida, 11670 nucleotides. RefSeq names its product titin homolog. The transcript has 35 exons. The coding region runs from base 174 to 11393 and encodes 3739 amino acids. Lineage: Eukaryota; Metazoa; Arthropoda; Collembola; Entomobryomorpha; Isotomidae. The record is from RefSeq and is a predicted model, not a curated record.
CUGCAUCCAGUAGUGCUUACACACACACCACAAAACGACGAGACGAAAAAAUCUAUCUUUUCAAGUUUCCAUGGAGAUGCACACACUCGUUGACGACCCUCUUUCCCCUUCUCGUUUUCUUCUCUUAUAAAAUUGUUCAUGUCGAAAAAGCAUGUUUAGUUUUUUGAUAAUAAAUGGGAUCUAAAUGUUGCAAAAACUCAAAAUCUCCUCCGGACGAUCAAAACAGGUUGCUUCGUCGUGAGUUGUCAUCAGGAGACGAUCAGUAUCGUUCAUCAAAUAAUAAUUUAUAUCCACUAAGAAUAAGUGAACUUCGUCCAGUGGCGAAUCGUAGUCAAAGCCAGCAAAAACUUUACACAUUUAUACCACCAACGAACAGCUCUCCUCAGAAUAAGAACGCAAAAAGUGAGAAAAACGGAAAGAAAAUGACAUUAAUCACUGGAAUGGCAAAAUCUGAUACUGCUUCGACCGGAGGCGGUGGCGGACCACCAAUUUUUAUAAGACAAUUAAACGAUACGUCCAUCAAAGUGGGAACCAAAGCAAGACUUUUGGUAGAAGUUGAUCCAAACUAUGGUGGAGAUAAUAACAAUGGGGUACUGAAGGUCACAUUCUACCGAAAUGAUGUCAAAAUUAUAAAUACAUUAUCAUCAUCUUCGUCUGGUGGGGGCGAUUCUCAGCCAAGGUAUUUACAAGGAAAUGAAGGACGAUUUUAUUUCUUGGAUAUUUCCGAAGUUCACAUCGAGGAUGAAGGAAAGUGGAUUUGCCUUAUUGAAAAUUUUCAUGGGAGGAGUUCCUCAACUUGUCUUGUUAAAGUCAUGGUUCCAAAAGCGUACAAGUAUCCGGAAUUUGUCGAAGGUCUUAAAGCGAUACUCACUUCCGCUGGGACUGUUUCUCUGGAGUGCAAGGUUAUCGGCACGCCCACUUGCAUACUUAAAUGGUACAAAGAUGGAAAAGAAAUACGUGCCGGUGAUAUAUUUGCACUUCGUGGUGACCCAUCUUCAUUGGGAGUGUAUACGGUUGAAGCUUGUAACUGUAUGGGGAGCGUUACAAGUUCUUCAAAAGUGCAUAUGCUGGGUGGAUCUGCGGACGAAGAUCGGUUGACUGUAGUACAAAACCUGUCAGAUUGUCGUGUUCGUGUCGGAGAUAAGCAUGAGUUUCAAUUUAAAUUAAGUAGACCUUUGGGCAAUAAAGAUGUUAUUCAAUGGUUCAAUAAAUCCCAAAGUGUCGAGUUGAAAGAUAGACUUAUUCCCAGUGCGGAUGGAAGCGUGUGUAAAUUAUUUGUGAGUCAAGUGGAAGUGCAAGAUGAGGGAGAGUGGGAGUGUUUUGUGACUACGGCUGGGAAUCAAAAAGUCUCGUCGUCCUGUUCAAUGUCCAUCCUUAUUCCAAGAAAUUAUAGGAGACCGAGAUUCCUGGAACAAUUAAGGGCCAUUCUCACGGAAGAGGGUCUUGUCAGUUUCGAGUGUAAAGUAUGCGGUUUUCCUACCCCGAAUCUCGUUUGGACGAAGGAUAACGUAGAACUGAAACCAGGGGAUGUGUACCAGUUGAGUGGAGCAAACUCAUUGGGCGUCUAUCAAUGUAUCGCACGCAACUGCAUGGGAAACGCACAGUCCAGCACAGAGCUCACCCUCGAAGAUAUCCAGCACCAAUUGAGCGAUGACGAAAAGAGACAACUUCUCCAAGACAAGACUUCAAGACCACCAAAGUUCUUAAAAGGUCUGAAAUCUAUAGAACAGAAGAUUGGAGAAUCGUGUCAACUGCAAGUGCAAGUCAAUGAUCCCAAAGCCACGGUCAGUUGGUUUAGGGACGGAAUUCAUCAAAUUGAAAGUGAUGAUGAGAAAUAUUCCAUUAAACAAGAAGGUGGACUUGGACUUCAUACCUUGGAUAUUAAAGUUUUAGAAUUUGAGGAUCAAGCAGAAUGGAAAUGUACAGGAAGUAAUGAUUAUGGCCAUAGCUUCACAUCUUCGAGAAUUAAGUUGAUUAUUCCAAGUCAUUAUAAGAAACCGAAAUUUUUGGAGUCUCUCACAGCAAUUCUGAGCGAGGAUAAAACUGUGAAUUUGGAGUGCAAGGUCAUUGGAGUACCGGUUCCAGUACUAAAAUGGUACAAGGAUGGGGUCGAGUUGAAAGCUGGAGACAUUCAUCGGAUAAUUUCUGGAGCAGAUGGAACUUGCUGCUUGGGAACCUAUUGUUGUGAAGCUCGAAACGUAAUGGGAACCGUUUCAUCGAGUGCAGCACUUUUAGGAUUUGAAGAUAAACUUCUUCCACAAAAACAAGCCUCUGCAGAUGCUCAAGCUAACGCCAUGAAUAAUUUGACCCGCGAUCCAUCGCUUUCCACAAUUUUGGAAGAGCGGACGUCUCAAAUGAUGAGUGCUUGUGACACACCCAUGGUGCAUAACAGAUCAAUUGAAGAAGAUGUCAAAGGGGAAAUUAGCUUAUCAAUUGAUGGAAAAGAUGUGUCCGUUUCUCUCUAUGAAACUCCAGAUCUUACAGAAAACGAUGCCAAGCAAAUCAUUGAAAUGUUUGCUGAACAAUAUUCGGAAUAUAUUUCUGAGCACAACAUCGUUCCUCUGCCAUCACUUCGUUUCAUGAAAGAAGCCUCCACCUCGGGAAAUAUAGUAAUGGAAGCAGUUGUGAUCGACGUGACAGAUGAUCCUUUCGAGUCUGCAAAAUCAGCCUCUAUGGCCCAAGUUAAAGAAGAUGACCUCAAUACUGAAGGAGACGUUGACGACUUUUCCGAAUCAUUUGAGAGCCCAUUAGAAUUAUCAAGUGAUGUUGGUGCAGAUAUGGAAAGAAGACAUUCCACUGGAAUAUCGAGGUCCAGAAAAUCUAGUUCUAAAAAAUCAAAAUCAAAACACCCUCAGCAGCAAGCAGUAGCCGAGCAAAGUUUACCAGGCUCAGAAGAAGCAUUCUUGACUGCGGAGAGUGAUCAGACAAUGUCUCAAAAAUUUGCAGAAAUACAGGAGACGUUGCACAGCCUUCACGAGGCUGAGACAUUUUACGCGAGUGCAGACGAGAGUGGAGAUAAACGAGCGAAUGAAAAGUUGGUGGAAGGUGGCGAGAAAAAAUCUCGUGCUCUUGCCGAACAAAGAGGCGUUCAUAUGUCAACUGACAUUGAUCUCAUUGAAGAAAGUCUUAAAGCCUUGUCCUCGGAUGCUCUUAACAUGAAAGCCACAGUUGCAGAGACGAUUAUAGCAAGUCAGAAACAACAAACUGGGCUUACUUGCCAAGAAAACAGACAUUUGACUGAGUUGGAAAGUCUCCAAGAUGACAAUAAAUUAUUAUCUGAGACUCUCUGUGAUGUCACGUACCAACAAUUUCAAGCGGUUGAAGGUGAUAAUAAACAACCAUUCGAGACCAUUGAAUCCUUAACUAGUCAUGAAGAAAAUUUACAAUUUGGACGAGAUAAUCUCAGCCACCAUAUGUUUGAACCGAUUGGUCAUGAGUUUCAACAACAGCUUAGCCAAGUGCAAACCUUUCAUGAUGAAGAUGAGCGCAACUAUUACCUGCAAGAGGAAGGAUUAGACGUUAAUCAUCCAUACGAAUCGGGCAAAUUUAUUGGGAUUGAAAUGGCUGAAAUGGUCUUGUUAGAGGGAGCGGAUACUUUCUCUGAUAUUGACUCGUCUUACUCCGGUGUUCAUGAAAGAGAGGUCUCACCUGGGGUGAUGGACCAAUUGGAAAAAUAUGGCCACGAUGGUCAAGCUUUGUUUCAUGAAGGAGAAUUUCCCGAACAAAUGUAUGAUCAAUAUGACCAAAUGUUUGCAGAUGUAGGAUUUCAACAAAUGAAUACAAUUGACCAAGCAUAUGAGGAAUAUAUUGCUGCACAAAACGCAAUUGGGGGAGAAAGUCAAACUCAGCUUGACUUAACAAAAUUAGCCACAAGCAAGAAAGACGAUGUUGCUGAAGCUAAGAAACACAAACUAGAAACAAAGACAUUAGCAAAAGAGGAAGCUCAAGAAUUGCAAGUUACCCCAAAACGGGCUAGAGAAGUAGCUGACUUGCAGCAAGUGUCUGAAGACCUGAUAACAGAACCUAAUAAAAAUGGACAAGCAAAGUCUAAGGAUACACGAGCAGAUAAGAAAUUAGCGACAGCAGUUGCAGACAAAGAUGACUCAGAUAAAAAUAGUACUGACUUUAAGAAAAAGAUGUCGGAAAUUUCUCACACUGAGCAGGAAAAAAUUGAUACUCAAGUUCUCAGUGGGAAAAAAGAGAACGAGGCAGAAGUUAAAGAAACAAAACUCGUCAAACGAACAGAGUCUCAGAAAUCGGAAUUAGAGGAAACGGGAGUAGAACAAAGUUCGAUGCAGAAAUUGGAAAAGAAACCUAAAAAUAUUGCGGAUGCGACUAAAAUACAUGUCGAUGACAUGAUGCAGCCUAAAUCAGUAAACAUUACAAUUGAUGAGGAAGUUGACCUGAAAACUGAAGAACAGAAGAACAAAGACGAAACAGCUAAGCAAAACCAACUUGAAGUUAAAGCUAAGAAGGAAGAGCUGGAAAGCAAGUCUAGUAAGGAGAAGGCGGCGAAAGAUGAACUCGAGGCAGAAGUCAAGAAAGAGAAAGACGAGCCAAAAUCCAAAAGAGAUGAACUAGAAGCUAAUGUGAAAAACGAUGAACUUGAGGCAAAAACCAAACAAGAAAGUGAGGAGAAAAUCACAAAAGAAAAUGAUGAGAAAGCCAAGAAAGAUAAUGUUCAGGCCAAGGACAAGAUGGAGGAACUUGAACCCAAAGCAAAGGAGGAACAAGAAGAGAAAGCUAAGAAAGAUGACCUUGAAGCGAAAGAAAAUAAAGAGAACAAAGCUAAGAAAGAUGAUGAGACUCAAGCUAAAAUAAAGAAGGAGCAAGAAGAGAAAGCUACAAAAGCUGAAGUUGAAGCUAAGGCAAAGAAGGGGCAAGACGAGAAGCCUAAGAAAGACGAGCCUGAAGCCAAAGCAAAGCAAGAAGAGGAAGACAAGGCUAAGAAAGAUAAAGUUGAAGCUAAAACAAAGAAAGAGCAAGAGGAGCAGGCUAAGAAUGAUGAAGCGGAAGCUAAAGCAAAGAAGGAAAAGGAAGACAAAGUCAAGAAAGAUGAAGCUGAACCUAAGGCCAAGAAAGAUGAAGCUGAAACCAAGGACAAGAAAGAUGACGCUGAAACUAAGGCCAAGAAAGAGGAAGCUGAAACUAAGGCCAAGAAAGGUGACGCUGAAACUAAGGCCAAGAAAGAGGAAGCUGAAACUAAGGCCAAGAAAGAGGAAGCUGAAACUAAGGCCAAGAAAGAGGAAGCUGAAGCGAAGGCAAAGAAGGAACAAGAGGAGAAAGCUAAGAAAGAUGAAGCCGAAGCUAAAGCCAAGAAGGAAAAGGAAGAGAAAGCUAAGAAAGAUGAAGCCGAAGCUAAAGCCAAGAAGGAAAAGGAAGAGAAAGCCAACAGAGAUGAAGCUGAAGCGAAGGCCAAGAAGGAGCAAGAAGAGAAAGCUAAGAAAGAUGAAGCGGAAGCUAAAGCCAAGAAGGAAAAGGAAGAGAAAGCUAAGAAAGAUGAAGCUGAAGCGAAGGCCAAGAAAGAUGAAGCUGAAACGAAGGCCAAGAAAGAUGAAGCUGAAGCGAAGGCCAAGAAAGAUGAAGCUGAAGCGAAGGCCAAGAAAGAUGAAGCUGAAGCGAAGGCCAAGAAAGAUGAAGCUGAAGCGAAGGCGAAGAAGGAACUAGAAGAGAAAGCUAAGAAAGAUGAAGCGGAAGCUAAAGGAAAGAAGGAAAAGGAAGAGAAAGCUAAGAAAGAUGAAGCUGAGGCGAAGGCCAAGAAGGAUGAGAAAGCCAAAAAAGAUGAAGCUGAAGCGAAGGCCAAGAAGGAAAAGGAGGAGAAGGCCCAGAAAGAUGAAGCUGAAGCGAAGGCCAAGAAGGAAAAGGAAGAGAAAGCUAAGAAAGAUGAAGCGGAAGCUAAAGGAAAGAAGGAAAAGGAAGAGAAAGCUAAGAAAGAUGAAGCUGAAGCGAAGGCCAAGAAGGAAAAGGAAGAGAAAGCUAAGAAAGAUGAAGCUGAAGCGAAGGCCAAGAAGGAAAAGGAAGAGAAAGCUAAGAAAGAUGAAGCGGAAGCUAAAGGAAAGAAGGAAAAGGAAGAGAAAGCUAAGAAAGAUGAAGCUGAGGCGAAGGCCAAGAAGGAUGAGAAAGCCAAAAAAGAUGAAGCUGAAGCGAAGGCCAAGAAGGAAAAGGAGGAGAAGGCCCAGAAAGAUGAAGCUGAAGCGAAGGCCAAGAAGGAAAAGGAGGAGAAAGCUAAGAAAGAUGAAGCUGAAGCGAAGGCCAAGAAGGAGCAAGAAGAGAAAGCUAAGAAAGAUGAAGCUGAGGCGAAGGCCAAGAAGGAAAAGGAAGAGAAAGCUAAGAAAGAUGAAGCUGAAGCGAAGGCCAAGAAGGAAAAGGAAGAGAAAGCUAAGAAAGAUGAAGCUGAAGCGAAGGCCAAGAAGGAGCAAGAAGAGAAAGCUAAGAAAGACGAAGCGGAAGCUAAAGCCAAGAAUGAAAAGGAAGAGAAAGCUAAGAAAGAUGAAGCUGAAGCGAAGGCCAAGAAGGAAAAGGCAGAGAAAGCUAAGAAAGAUGAAGCUGAAGCGAAGGCCAAGAAGGAAAAGGACGAGAAGGCCAAGAAAGAUGAAGCUGAAGCGAAGGCCAAGAAGGAAAAGGACGAGAAGGCCAAGAAAGAUGAAGCUGAAGCGAAGGCCAAGAAGGAAAAGGAAGAGAAAGCCAAGAAAGACGAAGCUGAAGCGAAGGCCAAGAAGGAAAAGGACGAGAAGGCCAAGAAAGAUGAAGCUGAAGCGAAGGCCAAGAAGGAAAAGGACGAGAAAGCCAAGAAAGAUGAAGCUGAAGCGAAGGCCAAGAAGGAAAAGGACGAGAAGGCCAAGAAAGAUGAAGCUGAAGCGAAGGCCAAGAAGGAAAAGGACGAGAAGGCCAAGAAAGAUGAAGCUGAAGCGAAGGCCAAGAAGGGAAAGGACGAGAAGGCCAAGAAAGACGAAGCUGAAGCGAAGGCCAAGAAGGAAAAGGAAGAGAAAGCCAAGAAAGAUGAAGCUGAAGCGAAGGCCAAGAAGGAAAAGGACGAGAAGGCCAAGAAAGAUGAAGCUGAAGCGAAGGCCAAGAAGGAAAAGGACGAGAAGGCCAAGAAAGAUGAAGCUGAAGCGAAGGCCAAGAAGGAGCAAGAAGAGAAAGCUAAGAAAGACGAAGCGGAAGCUAAAGCCAAGAAGGAAAAGGAAGAGAAAGCUAAGAAAGGCGAAGCUGAAGCUAAGGCAAAGAAAGAGGAGGAAGAGAAAGCUAAAAAAGACGAAGCUGAAGCUAAGGCAAAGAAAGUACAAGAAGAGAAAGCAAAGAAAGAACAAGAAGAGAAAGCAAAGAAAGAACAAGAAGAGAAAGCAAAGAAAGAACAAGAAGAGAAAGCAAAGGAAGAACAAGAAGAGAAAGCAAAGGAAGAUGAAGCGGAAACUAAAGCGAAGAAGGAAAAGGACGAGAAAGUUAAGAAAGCUGAAGCUGAAACGAUAUCCAAGAAGGAAAAGGAAGAGAAAGCCAAGAAAGAACAAGAUGAAGCGGAAGCUAAAGAAAAGGAGGAGAAAGCAAAGAAGGAUGAAACUGAAGCCAAGGCCAAGAAAGAAAACGAAGAGAAGGCUAAGAAAGAUGAAGCUGAAGCCAAGGCCAAGAAGGAACAAGAGGAGAAAGCGAAGAAAGACGUAGCGGAAGCUAAGACAAAGAAGGAACAAGAUGAGAAAACUAAGAAAGACGAAGGUGAAGCUCAGGCCAAGAAAGAGAAGGAAGAAAAAGCUAAGAAGGAUGAAGCAGAAGCUAAAGCAAAGAAGGAAAAGGAAGAGAAAGCUAAGAAAGAUGAAGCUGAAUCUAAAGCAAAGAAAGAAAAGGAAGAGAAAGUUAAAAAAGAUGAAGCAGAAGCUAAAGAAAAUGAGGACAAAACUAAAAAGGAUGGAGUCGAGCAUAAAAGAGACAAAGAGAAGAAUGAAGAUAAAUCCAAGAAGCAAAGCGACCUGGAUGCAAAACCUAAGCAAGGCAUGGGGGAUGAAAGUAAAAUUAAUAAACCUGAACAAAAAGCCGGUUCAAUAAGAGAUAAAGACGCUGGUAUGAAGGCUAAUGAGAGUCAUUCUGAGGACACCAAUCAGUCAAUUGAAAAAGAAAGUGUUGGUGACGCUAAAGAGUCUGAUGAAAGUAGGAGAAAGUCACAAAUGAUGGAGAAACGUCCGAGUUUAGACGACUCAUUGAAAUUGUCCAGUGUUAAAAAAGUUAAUAAAAUUGAAUUACACAGCCUCAAAGUUGCAGAAGGAGGAGAGCCGUCAGAAACUGAAAAUUCAAAAUCAGCCAAAGAUGAGGUCAACUCCAAAGAUGCACCAGCAGACAUUUUAGUAAAAGCAGAAUUAGCUGCAAAAGGAGAAGAGGGAAAGAAGGACAUUGUUGAUGGGUCAAGUGCUAAAGAAAGCAAAUCCCUCAAGGAAUCCAAAAAACCUAACGAUAAAGAUAUCACCAACGACGCAGCCAAGACUGCCAAAACAGCAGAGAAAGUCAAAGAUUCUGAAAAUAAGGAAACCACAAAAUCUGAGAAAGAAUUAAUUCCAGAUAAAUCUGAUAAAGCUAAGGGCGGCGAAACUCUCAAGAAGGAUUCGUCGAAAAACGCCGAUGUAUCUGAAAAUGGAAAACUCGUACGAAACGAUUCGAAUGAUAAACAAGAUGACAAGGGGUCGAAAAAGAGUUCGGCAAAAAAGCCAUCUAUUAAAAAGAAGCUUUCUUUGAAGCAUGGAGAAUCUGAAGUAGCUGAAAAGGUACCAGAUGCAAGGAAAGAUUCUCUACAAGAAAAUUUGGCGAAAGAUAGAAAAUCAUCCACGGAUGAAACUAAAUUGAAAUCAGGCUCGAAACCCUGCGAGGAUUUGCAAGCGGCGGAAUUUGUCAAAAAAGUAAGUGACAGUGGAACCGGUGAGGAUAAUAAAAUUGACGGAAUUAGUAUUGUUACAUCCUCAUCACUAUCAUCAAAUGAUGACAAAGAAUCAAAGAAACUUGUUAAACAAGGAUCACCUAUAAAGGAUACUGAAAAAUCGAUUCCAAUUUCACCCACCAAGUCACAUACAGAUGUAGCAGACUCUGUCCAACAAAUUUCCAAAGAUAGCAGCAAACCAAUUUCAUCAGCAUAUGCAGAUGAACCGAGAGGAUACUCUGCUAAAUCAUACAUUACUGCAGAAACUGAACAACCAUCUUAUACAAAAACCCCAAGACGCAUAACAUACGAAGCAGAAGAUGUGCAGCCCACAUGUCAUAAGAAACAUGAUGACUCGGACCGCUACAAUCGCCUCAGUUAUAGAUCACGGUCGAUUGACCAUAUUUGUACAAGUGGUGGGGACAGCGACGUCCAUGCCCGUGGAUUAGUUACCGUUGGGGGAGGACCUUCGCCUUUUAUGUUGAUGGCGCAAGAUCGUAUGGAAUCUUUUGGUUAUUUUUCGUCUGGUAAUAGAAAACAGUUUGAUGACUUUAAAGCUUUACAACGUCCCGAUUACACACCACACUACAUUCGUCCACGUCAUCACCACCGCAAAGGAUGGGAGGAAGACUCAUUAACAGAAGUGGAUGAAUUAUCAAUCGACAAAGUCUCUACGCCACCACCAAUCGUUCCGCCAAGAAUGAGACGCCAGCAAAGAACGUAUCAAGUGAAACUUUCCAGCGAAACUGAAGACUUAGUUCCGAGUAAACACGGUUAUCACGGUGGAUCGUCGUAUUCUGGUCACAGUAAUAUUCCAUCAUAUUUCACACUGCCAUCAAUGGGUUACUCGUACUUUUCUAUGGAUUCACUUCCUGGUUACACUGGUUCUAUGGAACAUUUGGAUGAAACUGCUCGAAGGAGAAAACCAAAAUUUAGUAUGAAACUUCAAGAUCGCACUACACCCAUUUACACGGAAGCUGUGAAGUUUACAUGCACCGUAUUUGGACAACCUCCUCCUACGAUACAAUGGUAUAAGAAUGGAAUGCCGAUAUUUUCUGAUCGUCAGAAAUACACAAUUACGAAUGACCAUGGCGUAGCAGUUCUGGACAUCAAACAUGUUGAUAAAAAUGAUGAAUCCAUUAUAACAUGUUUUGCGCAAAAUUUCUACGGAAAAGCUGCUUGUUCUGCAGUCUUGCACGUUGUAGGGAUGGGAGACUCUAAGGGUAUCCUGUCUGACAGUGGAGGAGGAAAGUGUAUCCCUGUGAAUUUCACUACGGAUAUUAUGGAAACCUAUUUCCCGGAAGUGAAUGAACUUGUGCUGGAAUGUCAAAUGACUGGGGCUAAACCUCAAGUUACUUGGAUGAAAAACGGAGAAGUUAUUGUUUCUCAUGAUCAAACAACGUACGGAAGAUUUAAAGCUGAAAAUUGGAUGCUAUUCGACAGUGGAAAAUGCAGAUUAAUUAUUCAAAGACCUAGAAAUUCUGAUUCAGGAGUCUAUACGUGCUGUCUAAAAAAUUAUGAUAUGACAAAUGUGGGUAGCAGAAAAAUUUGUAUGAGUGACGAAAUCACCAAAUUAGUCAGCGUUAAACAAAAUUCAGCACCAGGUGGAAUCUAUGCGUAUAUUCCACCAAAGGGAACGGUAGGGAUGAAAACAGCAACCUUUGAAUAUCAGUCACCAUCAUUUAAUAAACAAUUGGACGAUUUCAAGAAAAUCCGAUUGGGGGACGAUCUCAUUUUAACAAUCGAAAUCUUGGGUACUCCUCAACCCACUGUUCGUUGGUUUCAUCAUAAAAACUCAACGCACCCAAUGCAACCAACGCCACGUUGUCGAAUAUUUAGCGAAGGACCAGGAGUUCAUACAUUAUUAAUCCCAGAAAUAACAGGUUGCGAUCUUGGGACGUAUAUUGUACGGAUAAAUAACAAGUAUGGUCAAGCUGAGUCCUCAUGCUCCGUAUCCGAAUUGAUACAUGGUCUCACUGGAGACACCAAGCAUGCGGGGACUUGCAGAGAACAAAGACCACCCACGUUUGUUAGAGAACCACCCGAAAUGUUUUGUCUUCGGUGUGGAGACGAUCUUAUUUUCGAUUGUCAUGUUGAAGGAUGGCCACAACCUGCGGUGAACCUCUACCGCGGAUGUCGAAAUGUGACGCUGCAACCACGAGCUUAUAAGGAAGUACUCCCACAAGUUUCCGCCCCCGAUGAUCACCAGCAUGUUCGUUUCACAAUUUCGAAAUUGCAAUGCACAGAUUUCGGUUUAUACACGGUCGAAGUAAAAAAUAUUAUGGGAGUGGCAAAAUGUUUCGUUAACCUCAAACUCCGCGACCGCGCCCAUUCAAUAUCCCCGUCCCCUGCAAUAUGUCCUGGUCGUCAGCAAUGGACCGGAUCAUUAUCACGAUUAGAUAAACCAUACUAUCCUCACCACCAUCACAACUAUCACCAAAGUAGAAUUAGGAGCAAAAGUACCUUCAGCUUGCCAUAUUCCUCUUCUGAUUAUUAAAUUAUGAGCUUUUACUCUCCAUUUAAUUGUAUUUUUUUGGGUCAGGCUAGAUUAUUUUUUUUUGUAGAGCUAAUGAUAUAUUUUUUCUCAACCAUCGUCAUCGUCUUGAACUGCAAGAUGCGGGGGUGGCCAAGAAAGUAGAGUUAAAGGACCGAACGCGUGGGUGGCAUAUUUUUUGAAAAUUUAUUACAUCAGAGAGAAUACAAAAAAGUGUCUUCUUCGAUGAUGAGUGAAAUAAAUAAAUUGAUUGAGGGGGAGGAGGCGGGAAAACUUAAAA